CUUCCGGCGUGUGUCCUUAAGGGGGCGUCCGGGCGGCUGCUGCGGAUCCCAGGCAACGGGUUCCAGCCUCUUUGCUGCAUAGACUACAGCGGUGAUGGCGGGCAGACAGUUGGGCUGGAGACGGGCGGAUCUUCUCCAGCUCCUUCUUGGCGUGAACUUGCUGGUGAUGCCACUCACCCAGGCCCGCAGUCUGCGCUUCGUUACCUUGGUGUACCGACAUGGAGACCGUUCGCCAGUGAAUACAUAUCCCAAGGACCCUUAUCAGGAAGACAAAUGGCCCCAGGGAUUUGGUCAGCUAACCAAGGAGGGGAUGCUACAGCACUGGGAGCUGGGCCACGCUCUGCGGCAGCGCUACCAUGGGUUCCUCAAUGCCUCUUACCACCGGCAAGAGGUUUAUGUGCGAAGCACAGACUUUGACCGCACUCUCAUGAGUGCUGAGGCCAAUCUGGCUGGACUCUUCCCUCCCAGUGGGAUGCAGCGUUUCAACCCAAACAUUUCUUGGCAGCCUAUCCCUGUCCACACUGUGCCUGUCGCUGAGGAGAAGCUGCUGAAGUUCCCGUUGGGCCCAUGUCCCCGUUAUGAGCAGCUGCAGAACGAGACCCGGCAGACACCCGAGUAUCAGAAUGAGAGUGUUCAGAAUACACAAUUUCUGGAUAUGGUGGCCAACGAGACAGGGCUCACAGACCUGACGCUGGAAACCGUCUGGAAUGUCUAUGACACACUCUUCUGUGAGCAAACACACGGGCUAAUCCUGCCAGCCUGGGCCUCACCCCAAACCAUGCAGCGUCUGAGGCGGCUAAAGGACUUCAGCUUCCGCUUCCUCUUCGGGAUCUACGAGCAGGCAGAGAAGGCUCGGCUUCAGGGGGGAGUCCUGCUGGCUCAGAUACGGAAGAACCUGACCCUGAUGGCAACCGCCUCCCAACUCCCUAAGCUGCUGGCUUACUCCGCGCAUGACACCACCCUGGUUGCUCUGCAAAUGGCACUGGAUGUCUACAAUGGUGAACAAGCUCCCUACGCCUCCUGCCACAUAUUUGAACUGUACCAGGAUGAUAAUGGGAAUUUCUCAGUGGAGAUGUACUUUCGGAAUGAGAGUAACAAGGUCCCCUGGCCACUGAUCCUGCCUGGCUGCCCUCACCGCUGUCCACUGCAAGACUUCCUUCGCCUCACAGAGCCUGUCGUGCCCAAGGAUUGGGAGCAGGAGUGCCGGCUGGCAAGCAGCCCUGCAGACACAGAGGUGAUCGUGGCCUUGGCUGUAUGUGGCUCCAUCCUCUUCCUUCUCAUAGUGCUGCUCCUCACCGUCCUCUUCCGGAUGCAGGCCCAGCCUCCCGGCUACCGCCACAUCGCAGACGGGGAGGAUCAUGCCUGACAACCACUCAGCCCCCUUCCCUCUGCCUCCUAGGGGAGGUGGGCUGGGCUUUUACUCCUGACUGCUGCUGUUCCCCAGCCCAUGGACAGGAAACCCUGGGUUGGGCCUCCCUCUGAUGACCCCAACCUAAUGAACAAGUGGGACUCGGCUUGGCCCAUGACACCUGUCACUUAGCAUUCAUGUGCCCGAUGUUUACCAAGUACUCAGUUGGACAUUGGCUUUCUCCAAACAGGAUUUGCCUCCUCCCUGCUCCCUAAGGACCUGAAACGUAGACAAGUAUUCAAGUUUCACUCAGGACCUGGGAUAAAAAAACUGAAGGAGUGGGUACUUGAUCUGCUUUGCCCUUUCACCAAGCCUUGCGCUCUUUCUUCCAGCCUGGAAUCUUUGGCAAAUGGCUCGGAGGACACAGUCUUGCCUCUCAGUGCUUAUUUUAGUGGGAAAAAUUGCACAACAUUGGGGAUACAAACAUUGGCCACCAAGGACCCAUAUCACCCAACAGCCAACCAACCAAGUUUUCCUUUGUCUGGCUGAAGUCACCAUUAGAGUCAUACAUAAUGCUUCAGGCAGCUUUGUCACCCCUGCAGCUUGAGCAGGUCGGAAGGGUAUUUGUACUUGGGAGGGAGUGGGGGGAGGGGAAUGGGGAGUGAAUUGUGGUGGAGUCAUGAAAUUAUCCCUCUCAGCUGGGCUGGGGUCUCCAAGGACCUGAGGUAAAUGCAGGUUGCGAGCUGGACAGCUCUUGACUGUGGCCCAGAAUAGGGCUGAGGCAGCUUCCAGAGAAUGAAAGUUUUGGACACUUA
Molecule: messenger RNA, 2163 nt
Organism: Diceros bicornis minor
Lineage: Eukaryota; Metazoa; Chordata; Mammalia; Perissodactyla; Rhinocerotidae
Gene: ACP2
Product: acid phosphatase 2, lysosomal
Exons: 11
Coding region: 95-1366 (423 amino acids)
Biological process (GO): lysosome organization; dephosphorylation
Cellular component (GO): lysosome
Molecular function (GO): acid phosphatase activity
Source: RefSeq, a predicted model, not a curated record